AAAGCAGGCCUGUCCCUUUAAGGGGGUUGGCUGUCAAUCAGAAAGCCCUUUUCAUUGCAGGAGGAGAGGACAAAGAUACUCAGAGAGAAAAAGUAAAAGACCGAAGAAGGAGGCUGGAGAGACCAGGAUCCUUCUUCCAGCUGAACAAAGUCAGCCACAAAGCAGACUAGCCAGCCGGCUACAAUUGGAGUCAGAGUCCCAAAGACAUGGGCUUGUUAGAGUGCUGUGCAAGAUGUCUGGUAGGGGCCCCCUUUGCUUCCCUGGUGGCCACUGGAUUGUGUUUCUUUGGGGUGGCACUAUUCUGUGGCUGUGGACAUGAAGCCCUCACUGGCACAGAAAAGCUAAUUGAGACCUAUUUCUCCAAAAACUACCAGGACUAUGAAUAUCUCAUCAAUGUGAUCCAUGCCUUCCAGUAUGUCAUCUAUGGAACUGCCUCUUUCUUCUUCCUUUAUGGGGCCCUCCUGCUGGCUGAGGGCUUCUACACCACCGGCGCAGUCAGGCAGAUCUUUGGCGACUACAAGACCACCAUCUGCGGCAAGGGCCUGAGCGCAACGGUAACAGGGGGCCAGAAGGGGAGGGGUUCCAGAGGCCAACAUCAAGCUCAUUCUUUGGAGCGGGUGUGUCAUUGUUUGGGAAAAUGGCUAGGACAUCCCGACAAGUUUGUGGGCAUCACCUAUGCCCUGACCGUUGUGUGGCUCCUGGUGUUUGCCUGCUCUGCUGUGCCUGUGUACAUUUACUUCAACACCUGGACCACCUGCCAGUCUAUUGCCUUCCCCAGCAAGACCUCUGCCAGUAUAGGCAGUCUCUGUGCUGAUGCCAGAAUGUAUGGUGUUCUCCCAUGGAAUGCUUUCCCUGGCAAGGUUUGUGGCUCCAACCUUCUGUCCAUCUGCAAAACAGCUGAGUUCCAAAUGACCUUCCACCUGUUUAUUGCUGCAUUUGUGGGGGCUGCAGCUACACUGAUUUCCCUGCUCACCUUCAUGAUUGCUGCCACUUACAACUUUGCUGUCCUUAAACUCAUGGGCCGAGGCACCAAGUUCUGAUCCCCCAUAGAAAUCCCCCUUUCUCUAAUAGCGAGGCUCUAACCACACAGCCUACAAUGCUGCGUCUCCCAUCUUAACUCUUUGCCUUUGCCACCGGCUGGCCCUCUUCUUACUUGAUGAGUGUAACAAGAAAGGAGAGUCUUGCAGUGAUUAAGGUCUCUCUUUGGACUCUCCCCUCUUAUGUACCUCUUUUAGUCAUUUUGCUUCACAGCUGGUUCCUGCUAGAAAUGGGAAAUGCCUAAGAAGAUGACUCCCCAACUGCAAGUCACAAAGGAAUGGAGGCUCUAAUUGAAUUUUCAAGCAUCUCCUGAGGAUCAGAAAGUAAUUUCUUCUCAAAGAGUACUUCCACUGAUGGAAACAAAGUGGAAGGAAAGAUGCUCAGGUACAGAGAAGGAAUGUCUUUGGUCCCCUUGCCAUCUAUAGGGGCCAAAUAUAUUCUCUUUGGUGUACAAAACAGAAUUCACUCUGGUCUCCCUAUUACCACUGAAGACAGAAGAAAAAAGAAUGUCAGAAAAACAAUAAAAGUGUUUGCCCAAAUCUGCCUAUUGCAGCUGGGAGAAGGGGGUCAAAGCAAGGAUCUUUCACCCACAGAAAGAGAGCACUGACCCCGAUGGUGAUGGACUACUGAAGCCCUAACUCAGCCAUCCUUACUUACAGCAUAAGGGAGCAUAGAAUCUGUGUAGACGAAGGGGGCAUCUGGCCUUACACCUCGUUAGGGAAGAGAAACAGGGUGUUGUCAGCAUCUUCUCACUCCCUUCUCCUUGAUAACAGCUACCAUGACAACCCUGUGGUUUCCAAGGAGCUGAGAAUAGAAGGAAACUAGCUUACAUGAAAACAGACUGGCCUAAGGAGCAGUAGUUGCUGGUGGCUAACGGUGUAACCUGAGAUGGCCCUCUGGUAGACACAGGAUAGAUAACUCUUUGGAUAGCAUGUCUUUUUUUCUUUAAUUAGUUGUGUACUCUGGCCUCUGUCGUAUCUUCACAAUGGUGCUCUUUUCAUGGGGUAUUAUCCAUUCAGUCAUCGUAGGGGAUUUGAAGAUCUUGAUUUGUUUUAGAAUGAUGCACAUUUCGUGUAUUCCAGUUUGUUUAUUACUUAUUUGGGGUUGCAUCAGAAGUGUCUGGAGAAUAAUUAUUUGAUUAUGACUCUUUUUUGAAAUAGGAAAAUUGGACAUUAAGCAUCACAAAUCAUACUAAAAAUUGGCUAGUUAAAUGAAUCUAUUGGGAUUUUCUACAAGUAUUCUGCGUUUGCAGAAACAGAUUUGGUGAAUUUGAAUCUCAAUUUGAGUAAUCUAAUCUUUCUUUCUAGCUAAUGGAAAAUGAUUUUACUUAGCAAUGUUAUCUUGGUGUGUUAAGAGUUAGGUUUAACAUAAAGGUUAUUUUCUCCUGAUAUAGAUCACAUAACAGAAUGCACCAGUCAUCAGCUAUUCAGUUGGUAAGCUUCCAGGAAAAAUUACAGGCAGAAAGAGUUUGAAACUUGAAUAGCUCCCAGAUUUCAGUCUUUUCCUGUUUUUGUUAACUUUGGGUUAAAAAAAAAAGUCUGAUUGGUUUUAAUUGAAGGAAAGAUUUGUACUACAGCUCUUUUGUUGUAAAGAGUUGUGUUGUUCUUUUCCCCCAAAGUGGUUUCAGAAAUAUUUAAGGAGAUGUAAGAUCUUUACAAAAAGACACUUGAUACUUGUUUUCAAACCAGUAUACAAGAUAAGCUUCCAGGCUGCAUAGAGGGAGGAGAGGGAAAAUGUUUUGUAAGAAACCAAUCAAGAUAAAGGACAGUGAAGUAAUCCGUACCUUGCGUUUUGUUUUGAUUUAAUAACAUAACAAAUAACCAACCCUUCCCUGAAAACCUCACAUGCAUACAUACACAUAUAUACACACACAGAGUUAAUCAACUGAAAGUGUUUCCUUCAUUUCUGAUAUAGAAUUGCAAUUUUAACACACAUAAAGGAUAAACUUUUAGAAACUUAUCUUACAAAGUGUAUUUUAUAAAAUUAAAGAAAAUAAAAUUAAGAAUGUUCUCAAUCAAA
Rhinopithecus roxellana (golden snub-nosed monkey) is the source of this 3057-nucleotide messenger RNA. It is a transcript of the gene PLP1, whose product is annotated as proteolipid protein 1. Gene Ontology annotation, cellular component: myelin sheath; plasma membrane. Gene Ontology annotation, molecular function: structural constituent of myelin sheath. Bases 207 to 1040 code for a protein of 277 amino acids. Lineage: Eukaryota; Metazoa; Chordata; Mammalia; Primates; Cercopithecidae. The transcript has 7 exons. Gene Ontology annotation, biological process: central nervous system myelination; axon development. The record is from RefSeq and is a predicted model, not a curated record.